AUAGCAGUAGCAGCUACAGUCGUCUCCGUCUGUCGCGCGAUGCUAAGCAUCCGCUCCUUGGCUGCAACUUGCCACGUCGAUCCAGCAUGGUUGCUCAAUCAUGCUGAACUCAGUCGCGUCCAAUGGAGAAGAGGGAAUAGUGAAGGAGAAAUUGUCGUUGAAGUCAACGAGAUGGAUGUGGUUCUCCCUUAUGGAUUGCUACCAUUAACUGCUGUACAAUCAGAGUAUCCAGCAAGAUUAAGGGCGAUUCCAGAUAUAUCGCCUCAACAAUAAUAGUUCAACUAAUGCACACAUAUCAA
Molecule: messenger RNA, 299 nt
Organism: Suillus subaureus
Lineage: Eukaryota; Fungi; Basidiomycota; Agaricomycetes; Boletales; Suillaceae
Exons: 1
Source: RefSeq, a predicted model, not a curated record